Cannabis sativa is the source of this 1694-nucleotide messenger RNA. RefSeq names its product probable trehalose-phosphate phosphatase J. Gene Ontology annotation, biological process: trehalose biosynthetic process. Bases 267 to 1391 code for a protein of 374 amino acids. The record is from RefSeq and is a predicted model, not a curated record. NCBI's taxonomy places the organism in Eukaryota, Viridiplantae, Streptophyta, Magnoliopsida, Rosales, Cannabaceae. Gene Ontology annotation, molecular function: trehalose-phosphatase activity. The transcript is spliced from 12 exons.
CCUCUGUCUCUCUCACACCCAUACAUACAUACACUCUCUUAAGAAACCUCUCUUUCUCUCUUCUUCUUCUCCAAAUCUCUGUGACUUUUGUUUGUUCCUUUUGAUUAUAUCUUCAAUAUUCUAAACCAUCUUCACCUAAGUUCACUCUCUCUAGAUAUAAAUACAGAGUUCUCUGUAUCGUCCCCUGUCUCCAGAAACAAUUAGUCCAUUAUUGUAACUUCUGAUAUAUCAUUUAAGAGUAUUUUUUUAGGAAAGAAAAAACGAAUAUGACGAACCAAAAUGUGGUAGUUCAGGACACACAAGCUGCUAUCAAUAUGGCUAUCAACGUUGCCGUUUCGAACUCAGGGAUUUUCACGACUGCAACUCAGAAGCCACCCUCUGCUCCGGGAGGUUACAUCUCUAUUUCCCAGAAGAAGUUUUUGAAAAACAUCGAGAUUAAUGGAGGAACAAGAAUCAAUACCUGGGUCGACACAAUGAGAGGUUCUUCUCCUACCCAUAUCAAGGCCAGUGCUCCUUUUUCCGAUGACCAAAGCUCUUGGAUGAAUCACCACCCAUCAGCCUUGGACAUGUUCGAGCAAAUCAUUGAAGCUUCAAAAGGAAAACAGAUAGUUAUGUUUUUGGAUUACGAUGGCACCCUUUCUCCCAUAGUAGCAGACCCGGAUCGAGCUUACAUGUCUGAUUCGAUGAGAAAAACAGUGAAAAGCCUCGCACGAUGUUUUCCAACUGCUAUAGUGAGCGGCAGGUGCAGAGAUAAGGUGUAUAGCUUUGUACGAUUGGCAGAGCUGUACUAUGCCGGAAGCCAUGGCAUGGACAUUAAAGGACCAGCAAAAGGUUCCAAAUACAAAAAAGAUAAUGCAAAAGGUGUUCUGUUUCAACCAGCCAGUGAAUUUCUUCCCAUGAUCGAUGAGGUUUGCAAACAGUUGAUUGAGAAAACUAAAUCAACUCCAGGAGCAAAAGUUGAGCACAACAAGUUCUGUGUCUCAGUACAUUAUCGUUGUGUUGAGGAAAAGAAAUGGAACGAAGUGGCCCAGCAAGUAAAGUCAGUUCUGAAGGAGUAUCCCAAGCUGAGACUAACACAUGGAAGAAAGGUGUUAGAAAUCCGACCUACUAUCAAAUGGGACAAAGGCAAAGCCCUUGAGUUUUUGUUGGAAUCACUUGGAUUCGCAAAUUGUGCCGAUGUUUUUCCUGUUUAUAUUGGGGAUGAUCGAACAGAUGAAGAUGCAUUCAAGACUCUAAGAGAAAGAGGACAAGGAUUUGGCAUUCUUGUGUCCAAAAUUCCAAAGGACACCAAUGCUUCUUAUUCUUUGCAAGAGCCGACUGAGGUUAUGAACUUCCUUCAAAAAUUGGUGGAAUGGAAACGACAGUCAAUUAGGAGGCAGGCCACGCUGUAAAAUUGUAUAUAUAUUAUAUAUAGAAUAUAUUAUUGUAUCUAUCUGGUUCACCCUUUUCCAAAAAUGUUUUAAGGGUGUAAUCGAUAUCGGUCUAUAUGUAAUUUCUUGUUCAGGAUAAUUAAGAAUAGAUAGAGUGGGGGUGAAGGGGACAAGAAAAGGGGAAAAGAAAUGUUUUCUAACUUUUUUCUUGGCCCGAAGGGCCUUGUACAUUGUGUUGUAGCUAUCCUUGUACAAGCAUUAAAACUAGUACUAAUUAAUGUAAUUUUGCCAAGUUUUCUAAUGCAAAAAUCUCUCUCUCUCUGA